UCAUCUUCAUUUCCUUUCAUUUGAUCUUCCAUUGCAAUCUCAUUUUGCUCUCCCGUUUGCAAUCACCUUCCUCGAUCCAUUUCCUUUCACUUCUUCCAUUACAAACCAGAAACACAUGGCUGCAGAGGCAGUUCUCUCUGCCUUCCUCCAAUCGUUGUUUGAUGGAAUGGCAUCUCCCGAGUUCGCGGACUUCUUUCGGCAGCGCAAACUCAACGAAGGAGUCUUAGAGAAGCUGAAGAUAGCACUGUUGUCCGUGCAGAAACUGCGCGAGGACGCGGAGGACAAGCAACUUACAGAUCGUUCUGUGGGAGACUGGCUUCAUAAGCUGAAAGAUGUUGUCUAUGAUGCAGAAGACGUUUUGGACGAGAUAGCCACUGAAGCCUUGCAACGUAAGUUGGAUGCUCAAUUUCAAACCACUGCAGGGAAGGUACGAAACUCCAUCUCUACUUUUUUUAGUCAUUUUGUCAAGGAGAUAGAGCCAAAGAUAAAAGACAUACUUAACAUACUAGAAUAUCUAGAAAGUAAAAAGGAUGCUCUAGGUCUGAAAGAAGGUGUUGGAAGAGAAUCAUCAAAAAGAUUGCCCACGACUUCUUUGGUCGAAGAAUCUGGUAUUUUUGGCAGGGAUGAUGAUAAGGAAAAAAUAAUAAGUUUGAUGCUUUCAAAUGAUGCAAUUGGCAAUGAAAAUCCAUGUGUGAUUCCCAUAGUCGGCAUGGGAGGAAUUGGCAAAACCACCCUUGCUCAGCUUGUAUACAAGGAUAAGAGUGUGAAGAAGCAUUUUGAUCUUCAAGCAUGGGUUUGUGUUUCGAAGGAGUUUGACGUGUUAAAGCUAACAAAAACAAUUCUGGAGGAAGUAGGCGGGUCUACUAAAGUUGAUAGUGAGAAUCUAAAUCUGCUUCAACUUGCACUAAACGAGAAAUUGAUGGGGAAUAAAUUUCUACUAGUUCUAGAUGAUGUUUGGAAUGAUAAUUAUGUUGAUUGGGAUGUGUUCCGCAAUCCAUUUAAAUCUGGGGUACCGGGAAGUAUGGUCAUUGUAACUACACGCAAUGAUAGUGUUGCAUCAAUCAUGCGCAGUGCUCCAACUCAUCGUCUAAAGACGUUACUAGAAGAUGAUUGUUGGUUACUAUUUACAAAACAUGCAUUCCACAAUGGUAACUCUGAUGCACGUUGUCCAGAGCUAAAAGUAAUAGGUAGACAAAUUGUGAAAAAGUGUCAAGGUCUACCUUUAUUGGCCAAGACAAUUGGGGGUCUCUUGCGAUCUAAACUAGAUGUUUAUGAAUGGGAAAGGAUAUUGAAGAGCGAAUUAUGGGAUUCGCCAACUAUCAAGACAAAUAUUCUUCCAGCUUUAAGUCUCAGUUACACAGAUCUUCCCUCACAUUUAAAGCAAUGCUUUGCCUACUGUUCAAUAUUUCCUAAGGAUAAUGGUAUACCCAAAUAUGAACUAGUCUCAUUAUGGAUGGCAGAAGGUUUCUUAAAAGAAACUAGAAACAAAACAAUGGAAGAGGUUGGUGAAGAUUACUUACAUGAAUUGACAUCAAGAUCAUUGUUGGAGCAAUCAAGUGGCAACAAAUCAAGUUUUGUAAUGCAUGAUCUUGUCAACGACUUGGCAAAAUAUGUAUCUGGACAAUUUACCUUUAGAUUGGGGGUUGACAAUUCCCAUGAAAUUGUGAACAAGACUCGCCACUUGUCAUAUAUUAGAGAACCAUUUGAUAACUUCAAGAAGUUUAAGGCUCUUUAUGUGGCUAGCCGAUUGCACACAUUCUUCCCCUUAAAUUUUCCACAAGUCUCUUUUGAGAUGUACUUAACUAAAAGUGUACCACUUGAUUUAUUGUCAAAGCUAAUAUGCUUACGGGUGCUCUCUCUAUCUCGCUAUCGAAAUAUGACUGAGUUGCCUAAGUCAAUUGGUAAAAUUAAGCAUCUACGUUAUUUGGAUCUUUCUAAUACUUCAAUUAAAAGGUUGCCUGAUUCUAUAUGUAUGUUGUGCAAUUUGCAAACAUUGAAUUUAUCAGGUUGUAAAGAUCUUGCUGCAUUACCAAGAGAUAUGUGGAAACUCAUUAAUUUACGUCAUCUUGAUAUUGACGGAACUAGCAUAAAGGAGAUGCCAAUGCAGCUGGCUAGACUAAAAUGUCUACGAUCAUUAUCUAAAUUUAUCAUCAGCAAAGAUAGUGGGGCUUGCAUUGGAGAGUUGGGGAAACUUGCAAAUCUUCGAGGAAGGCUGUCUCUUUUAGAGUUGCAAAACGUUGUAUCUCAUACUGAUGCUUUGAAAGCAUGCUUGAAUGAUAGGAAGUACCUUGAGGAGUUGGUGUUGGAAUGGAAUGCAUUGGAUACUAAUAUUUCAGAAUGCCAAAGAUCUGUUCUUGACAACCUCCGGCCCCAUUGUAACUUGAAAAUACUAACUAUCAACAACUAUGGCGCUGAAAGUCUUCCGGAUUGGGUUGGGCAUCAUUCAUUCUCUAAUUUGGUGUCCCUUUGCCUAAAAAAUUGUAAACAUUGUUUCAACUUGCCACCACUUGGGCAGCUAUCCUCUUUGCAGGACCUCUCUAUCGUUGGGUUUGAAGGAGUUAUUAAAGUGAGUUAUGAGUUUUAUGGCAGCAAUUCUUCAUUAGAUAAGCCAUUUGGAACCUUGAAAUUUCUAAAGUUCGAGCAAAUGUUGAAGUGGGAGGAAUGGUCUUCUUUUGAUGCUGAAAACAAAGGUGAAGCAUUUUCUCAACUUAAAGCGCUUUAUAUUAUGGACUGCCCUAAGUUGACAGGACGGUUGCCCGUCCAUCUUCCUUCCUUAGCUAAACUAGAGAUUCGUGAAUGUCCGCGACUGGUGGAUUCACUUCCAAAGGCUCCUACUGCAUGCGAAUUGCAUCUAACACACUGUGACGAGGUUCUAUUAAAGGAAUUGCCGGCUAGGUUGCGGAAGCUCAAUAUUGUAGGAUUUGACGCACUAGAGUCCCUUCCCGAGGGACUCGUGAACUCCGAAGAGAAUCUUCAAGUGCUAACAAUCUCACACUGUAUGAAGUUAGAGCUCACUGCACAACUUAACUUUUCAUCCCUUGCAAGAUUGUGGUUGGACGACUGUGAUUCCCUCAAGUCAUUUCCAUUAGAUUUAUUCCCAAAGCUUAAUGCGAUCAAAAUCUAUGGGUGUAAGAAUAUGGAAUCAUUUACAAUUUCAGAACAACAUGGAUGUGAUUUAGUGACCUUGUUUAUUGACAUCCGUAAUUGCCCUAAUUUUGUGUCUUUUCCAAAAGGAGGAAUUCGUGCCCCCAAACUCAGAGUAUUUUCUAUUUCGAGUUGUACAAGUCUGAGGUCACUGCCUGAGAAGAUGCAUAUACUCCUGCCCUCUCUUAAGCAUUUUGAAAUAUUUGAUUGUCCAGAAGUUGAAUUGUUUCCCGAAGGGGACUUUCCUUUCAAUCUGGAAGUUAUUGGUAUCAAGAAUUGUGAAAAACUCUUUGCCGGUCGGAUGAGAUGGGGUUUGCAAAAACUUUUGUCUGUUAAAACUAUGAAAAUCGGUGGCAAAUCUGAAGAUGUGAAGUCCUUUCCAGAGCCAGAGUUGCUGCCUUCUAGUCUGACCCGUCUUUCUUUCUGUGAAUUUCCAAAUAUGAAAUCUUUGGACAAUAAAGGACUUCAACACCUCACAUCUCUUGAAGAAUUGUGGAUCGAGGACUGCCCUAAGCUCAAGUACAUGCCAGAAGAGGGGUUGCCUGCGUCCCUUUCUACUAUAAAGAUCGAUGGAUGCCCUUUAAUGAAGAAGCAGUGGCUUAGCAAGAAAAGAAAAGUUCCUAACGUCGAUAACAUAUUGAUUGAUAAGGAAGAAUAUAUUGGAUGA
Alnus glutinosa is the source of this 3811-nucleotide messenger RNA. RefSeq names its product putative disease resistance protein At3g14460. Gene Ontology annotation, molecular function: protein binding; ADP binding. Bases 116 to 3811 code for a protein of 1231 amino acids. NCBI's taxonomy places the organism in Eukaryota, Viridiplantae, Streptophyta, Magnoliopsida, Fagales, Betulaceae. The transcript has a single exon. Gene Ontology annotation, biological process: defense response to other organism. The record is from RefSeq and is a predicted model, not a curated record.